AUGCAACCUCAGAAACCAAUAGAUACUAUCUUUGAAGGGAUCAAGAGCCUGAAAAAUUUGGCUAUACUUUUAAAGGACUUGAGUAAAGAGAUAUAUCUUCGACCUGACGUGGCUAUCUUCUCCAAGUUGGUUGAACUGGAGCUCUUUUCCAUGGAUGGUAGGGAACUAUGCCAUGGUUCUUAUCCUGGUGAUUUUUUUAAGCAACAAAAGGAGCUGCAGUUAUCCAAAUAUGAAAAACUGGAAAGCACGUUAUUUGAUGGCAAGAUGGAGCUUUAUAAUCUUAAGCGCAUAGAUUUAUGUGGAUGUUCAAUGACAAGCCUUUUUCAUCCCUCCACAGCACAAAGUCUAAAGCAAUUAGAAGCAUUGCAAAUUAGAAGCUGUUUUGAGUUGAAAUACAUCGUAGCAGAGACCAUGGAUGAUCAUAAUCCUAAUCACAAGAAUCAUGACUCAAUGUUCCCCAAAUUGAAAGAUCUCUUACUCACAGUUUGUCCUGAAUUAGAAUUUGUAAUGCCAAUACGUUUUUGUAAAGACCUUCCGCUAUUGGAACGUAUGCAUAUUUAUUAUUGUCGGAAGCUAAAAUACAUAUUUGGGCAACAAUAUCCGAAGGAGACAGAUUUAAAUUUGGACCAAAAGGGAAAAGGAAACAUCCUUCAAUUGCUAGAAGAAGUGUGCAUUUGGGGAGCACCAAAUUUCAUCAACAUAUAUGCAGAAUAUGAAGUACAAAAGUCUUCUCCAAUUACAAAAGUGGAAGUUGGCACUAGCAGCUUAUCAAAGAAUCUUUUGCAUUGUUUUUGGCCAAAAUCAAAUGCCUCUACCAAACAUCAUCUUUCUGCUUCCAUGACCACCCAACUGAAUCAUAAACAGGCAUUAAAGGUGAACUAUGUUGUGAAUAGAGCUCAUGGACUUUUUACACCACCAUUAUACCCAUUCACAAGUUUGAGAAGGAUGGAGAUAUUUGGAUUGUGUGGGUUAAAGUCACUGUUUACCCAAUCUAUUGUCUCAUCAUCGAAAUUGCUGGAAUUAUUGCAAGUCAAAAAUUGCAAUACAUUAAAGCACAUAGUAACAAAUGAAGAGCGUGGUCAUGAUCAUGUGAAUGUUAACCAUAUCUUCCCCAACUUACGGGAGCUUUAUGCCUCAUACUGUAGCCACUUGGAAUAUAUUCUCCCAGCUUUUUAUUCGAAAAAUAACAUGAGCUUUCAAAAUCUUUCCAUGGUAACAAUCCAAGGAUGCAAACGACUGAAAUUCAUCUUCUGUGCAUCUUCCUUAAGAUGGCUGCAAAAACUGAAAAGGUUAGAGGUAUUAGACUGUGAAGAGCUAGCGAGCAUUAUUGAGGAUGAAGAGGAUCAGAAAAAUCCUAUGCCUCCGCCUCAAGUAUGUUUCCCAGAGCUAUGUGGAAUUAUAGUGAAGCAUUGCGAGAGUUUGAAAUGCCUCUUCUCUAAAUCAAGUGGUAAGCUUCCACGACUCUUGUAUGUGAAUAUAGAAGAUGUGCCUCAGCUUGGGCAAGUAUUUGGAUGGAAGCAAGAAGAGGGACAAAAGCCAGUCAUGGGGGACGUUCUUCCAAAACUAGUUGCAAUAAGACUAGUAAAAAUGCUAACUCUUCGCGCUAUCUGCCAAGAAACUGAUUUUCAGAAUGUGAAAAUACGUCAUGUGCGUGAAUGUCCUAACAUUUCUUCAACUUUAGCUAAUGAUAGCUAUGAUGCACUGCGUGGAUUUUCAAGGCCAUUUCAAAUACACUCUCAAGAUGAAGAAGAAUACUAUGCAGAAAUUUCAAACUGGGCUUUUGAGAUCUCUUCUCCCAAAAAGCCUCAAAUAGAAACUUCAGCUCCUCACAAGGAAGUCGAAGCCGGGAGCUCGCAAUCAGACCCAUCACUUGCUUUUGCCAUUACUGAUCCAUCUGCAAAAGGUGGCUUUGAGUUGGAAGUUAGCCAGCCUUGCAUUUCCAAAAUUGCUGCUUUUGAAGAUGAUAAAGUGGCUAAGGCCUUUGAUGAUUUAGAAUCCUCAUUGAAAAUGGAUCUCAAUCAGAUAGCUAACUCUAAAGAACAUACUCAUCGCCUUGAGAAUGCACUCAACUUCUUGUCCACCUAUUUUUGUAAAGAUGGAACUUCCUCUCACAGCCUUAUUAUUGGCAAAAUAGACUCUCUUCGAGAAGAAAUCCUAAAAUUUAUCUCAUCCUUCAAGCAAGCUAAUGAUAAGCUUGACAGAUUCACCAAGCUUCCAAAAAAAGAGAAGUGGGUAGAUGAAGAAUAUGCUCAAAAGAUGGAGGCAGGUAAUACUCUUGUGUCUGAAAUCCGCAAUACUGAGAAUUGUAUGAUUGAACUGGAGGAACAGGUCUCUAGAUUGCAGGCUGAAUUGAAAAGCAACAAAGAAAAAGAAUUAGAAGACUGUAAAAUCAAACUGUCUUCUCUUCAAAAGCAAAAGAAGGAAUGUGUUUUGGACAUCAUAAGGUUCAUGGAAGAGUAUGAGGUUGUGAAGAGAGACAAGUCCCAUGUGGUGGAUGGCCAAAUAAAAGCAAGCCAAGAAUUAAAAGAGUUGGAAAAUCAAUGGCCUUCUUGUUUGGCUGAUUCGAGGAAAACUGCACUUUUGUUGGAAAUCCUUCUUCAACAGUAG
This is a messenger RNA of Neltuma alba, 2607 nucleotides long. RefSeq lists its product as uncharacterized. The record is from RefSeq and is a predicted model, not a curated record. The transcript is spliced from 6 exons. The coding region runs from base 1 to 2607 and encodes 868 amino acids. NCBI's taxonomy places the organism in Eukaryota, Viridiplantae, Streptophyta, Magnoliopsida, Fabales, Fabaceae.